This is a messenger RNA of Procambarus clarkii (red swamp crayfish), 1511 nucleotides long. Its product is annotated as innexin inx2. NCBI's taxonomy places the organism in Eukaryota, Metazoa, Arthropoda, Malacostraca, Decapoda, Cambaridae. The record is from RefSeq and is a predicted model, not a curated record. Gene Ontology annotation, molecular function: gap junction channel activity. Gene Ontology annotation, cellular component: gap junction; plasma membrane.
ACUGAGCGGCCAGUGUCGCCCGGGCCCUCGCUGGCCCUGCAAGCUCACGGGGAGUCGUACAGCACCCACUUGUCCGGCCUGAGGAGCAGCGCCUCUUGCAAGACGCAAGAUGGCGCCCAGUUUUGGCGGUGGGAUGGACAUCCGCUCCCUCCUGGCCACUGUGGUCAACCUGAUCAAGAGCAGAGCUAACCAGGUCUGCACAGCCACGUGUGACGGCCUCGUCCUCAGAAUGCACUACCGCUGGACCUUCUGCUUCCACUUGGGACAGUUCCUCUCUGUUUGGUACUCUUGGUACUAUCGGUCCGUUAUCACCUGCGUGUCCCACUUCAACGCAGAGACGCAGAUCCGCCUCGACUACAUGAACAUCUGCCUCUCCUACCCCUACGUCGACGACAACGGCACCCGACGCUACCUCCUCUACUACCGCUGGGUAUCCUGGUCUUUUCUCCUACUGGCGGCCGUUUAUUAUAUCCCACGCAAGGCCUCCAAGAUACUGGACAACACGAGGUGCAAAAAGCUCAUAGAGGACUUGGCCAGCCAGGCCCCACGCUACGACCUGACGGAGCGGGAGCUGGUGGAGAGGGCUGCCAGGUACAUAUUCUACAACCUCAGGACUCAUGACGGUCUCUACUGGAAGUAUCUCUCGGUCAACGUCUUGGCGUUAAUGGUGGAUAUUUUCUCAAUAUUUUUUGUCGACUUUAUCCUCCAAGGGCGAUUUAUCAAGUACGGUUUCAUGUCUUAUCCGUUCGAGAGAGAUCCGUGGAAGUUCACGGACUACAUGUCGCAGACAUUCCCGCCCUUCGCGUCCUGCGAGCUCACUCCGACCAAUAAACUUGUAAAUAAGCGCAAUGAGAAGUUUGGUUGCCACCUCACCAUCAUGGAGCUCUACGAAAAGGUGUUCCUGGGGCUGUGGUUGUGGUUGAUCGUUCUGACCUUCGUCACUUGCUGCUACAUUGUCUACCUUGUUCUAAUGUGGGUUCCCUGUGUGCAGGUGUAUAUCCUGCGCACCGCUAAGCCCGCGCACGCUAACGAUAGAGUGCGCCAGCUUGUGCAAAGCGUCGCACGCAACUGCAAGAUCGGCGAUAUUUACCUCUUAUACCGCCUUCGGCAGCACCUAAGCCACGCUAGAUUCUACGAGCUCAUGACCAGACUCUCGGAACCCAACCUGCUGGAGAUGAUGACGUCUCCGCAGGCCGGGGGGCCGUCAGACACGAGGGGAAAGCUGACGCCAAUCAGCCAGGCUGACAGCAUGAGAGGCAGGCGGCCCCAAGACCCAGGCAUGAACCCGAAAUACCUCCACCAGCUGCUAGACAACUCGGACAUGAUGACCAGACACCCACAUCACCCUUACCAGCGCCACCCGCGCUUGAAAAACACCAACAUCUUCAUCGAAUAGUGUUCAAAGACGGUGGUCACAUGCCUCUCUGGUGUUCCACUUGCAUGUGGUGUGUCUUAACACAUUAGUUGUAUUUUGUAUAACGAGUUUUAUUAAAAAAAAAAUUAUGAUAAUU